AAGCUUAGCAAUCCCUUCAUUGAAGUUCUAGAUAUAAGGGUGACGAACAUUUUAAGAUGGUAAGAAGAUUUUUAUAAGAAUAGAAAGAAGCAGAGUUUGAGAUUUAACAAAAAAUUGAAAAAAAAAAUAAAGAAAAAGGAAAACGGGAAAGAAAAGCACCAAAAAGAGUAGAGAAAGAAAGGUAAAAAGUAAGAUGGGGCAUGCUAUAAUUUAUUUUGUUAUUGAUGGAGUUUGCAAACCUUGAAAUAAAUUCUUUUCCCUGGUGUCUUCUUUCAAUUUUGUUGACCUAUUACAUGAAAAAUAUUGAGCAAGUGUUGUGAAAUUCUUUUGUUUAUACUUAAACAGUUACUAUUAUAGGUAUGGAUCCCUCCAAUGAUUUAAUCUCUGUAUAUCUUCAAUGCACUUUCAGAUUGAAGUCACGUGUUCAUGUAAAACUCAACAGUCUUGAUUAAUCCCUGUGGCUGUGAAGGUUCGCGGAUGUGGCAUGUUUGGAGCUAAAGAGGCCACGGGUGCACCUGCAAAUUAUUAUUGGUCACGUGCGAAUUUACUUGGUCCAUCCAAUCAGUCAGUUGGGUAAAAAUAAAAUCAGAAAUAGAGUUCCUCUUUGCUCAAUGAGAAUUUGGGGAAUUAGUGUAAGGAGGAAUUGGCUUGGCAUUUGCAACAUCAGUUGGAGAAUGAGUAGACAGUCAUUAGUGCAAAUUGGUCGAAGAACAUUUUCAGACUCUUACACUGUCAAAAGUGACGAUUCUGUCUUGCCGGUGUUGAUUAUCGGAGCUGGUCCGGUUGGGCUGGUUCUCUCGAUACUUCUAACAAAACUAGGUGUAAGAUGUGCAAUCUUAGAGAAGAACAAGGUCUUGUCCGCACAUCCUCAAGCGCACUUCAUCAACAACCGGUCCAUGGAGGUAUUUCGCAAAUUGGAUGGUCUUGGAGAUGAGAUUCUAAGGUCUCAACCACCAGUAGAGUUUUGGAGAAAGUUUAUAUACUGUACUUCACUGACGGGACCUAUUUUAGGUGUUGUUGAUCAUAUGCAUCCUCAAGUAUCUUAUCUUACAUGGUAUCAGAGCGGGACGUUUUCCCUUAGUAUCACAUGGAAAAAAUAGUUUUGCAAGGAGAUUAUCUUUCUGGAACAUCAAAAGAAGACAAAAGUUCUUAUCUAGAAGUUCCUACAGAAAAUAUGAUGACUCAAGGAGGCAUUGUUUUUCACAUGUCCUUCCAAUUAACUUCUCAUUGAUUAAACGGGAAGAACUACCUGGAAUGGGCACAGUCCGUAAA
Molecule: messenger RNA, 1272 nt
Organism: Capsicum annuum
Lineage: Eukaryota; Viridiplantae; Streptophyta; Magnoliopsida; Solanales; Solanaceae
Product: 3-(3-hydroxy-phenyl)propionate/3-hydroxycinnamic acid hydroxylase 1-like
Exons: 4
Coding region: 612-1100 (162 amino acids)
Molecular function (GO): FAD binding
Source: RefSeq, a predicted model, not a curated record